UCAUUGUGCAUAUCACAUUUCGUCUUUAAAAGAACAGUGUGAUAGACUGAACUAUGUCGAAGAAUGUAUUUCGUGCGAUAAUGCUAGAAGAAAUGUGCCGUGCAAUGCAAGAACGUGCAAAAUGCAUAAAAAAUUCGUUGUUUGUAGAAAUUCUCGAUUUAACGGAGACAGAUUCAAUGGAUGAUGAGCAAGCAUUAAAAACUGGUAAUGUUCGUAUGAAAGGCGAUAAAAUUAGGCAAGAUCCUCUACCGACUAAAGAGAAACAAAAAUCUGAUCAAACGAACUCAAGUUUACACCUACUUAAACCUUACACUAAAGAUAAGAAAAUGGAUACAUUUGAAGAGAAGAAUGAACAAACUAUUCCUACAAAAGAUAAUUUUCACAUUGAAUUAAGUACAAAUACUUCUAACAUAAAUAAUGCACAACUCGAAGCAACAGCAAAAGGAGGAAAAGUUCAAACUGUAGUAGAUCAAAAUGUUAUGCAAGAAAUGAACGAAUUAAAAGAGGUUUACAGCACACAAGAUAUUCCUAUCAAGGACAAGAAAAUGUUUGAAAGAAUUCAAAAGGUUUUACAGGAACGGAAAUAUUUUUCUUAUACUUAAAUUACAUUCACAUAAUACAUAAUUUGCAGGAUCUUUUAAACGAAAGAAAACGCACAGAAGAACUUGAAAAGAAAUUAGAAUCUUUAACUUGCAGCAUAAAUUGUCUAAAAGAAAACAGCGAGCAAAAAGCAGCUUGUUUAAAAGGUGCGUUAGAAAUGGCUGAGGAACAAACUAAAUUUGCAAUGGAUUUGGUGAAACGAUCAAAAGAUCAAACAGAUAUAAUUGAAACAGAUAGAAAUGAGCUAUUAAGCGAAAUCACGAAAUUACAAGUAUGUAUACGAGAAGAAGCAAUUUUCAUUAAUAUAAGAAUAAUUAUUAUUUCAGCAACAGAUAGUCGAAGCUACACACGCGAAUACAACGUUGACGCAAGAGCGAGAUACUUUAAAAAAUAGAUUGGAAUCCUUGACAGAAGAUGAAUCUAAAAGGUAAUUUUUUUAAUUCUUAUUUAAUCGUCUGUCCUUAUAUCUUCAAAGUAUAAUCUAAAAAUCGCUUCAGAUAUUAAAAACAUGCUUCAAUCGUACAAGGUGCGAAGAAGUUGAGCAAGAAGUAAAUAGAAUGAAAUGUGCAGUAAAAGUAAAAGAAAAUGCUUUAAACGAGGUAAA
Colletes gigas is the source of this 1204-nucleotide messenger RNA. RefSeq lists its product as uncharacterized. The transcript has 2 exons. NCBI's taxonomy places the organism in Eukaryota, Metazoa, Arthropoda, Insecta, Hymenoptera, Colletidae. The record is from RefSeq and is a predicted model, not a curated record. Bases 54 to 602 code for a protein of 182 amino acids.